CUGGGGGAGGGGCCUUAGAACAGGGAUGUCAGAGCUGGGGGAGGGGCCUUAGAACAGGGGAUGUCCGCUAAGAGCCUUAGGACAGGGAAUAUGAGAGCUGGGAGGGCCCUUGGAAAUCAUUUUCAUUGAGAUACAGGGAAGUUUCAACUCUAUUAGGCUGCUGUUGCUGCUCCAGAGCUUUACCAGCUACACAGACAAUAUCACCAGCAAUGCACUGAUCCCCAUCUCCCGCGAGGUGGGGCCUUGCAUGUCCAUUGGGCUCACAGUGCGCAAGUACUGGACCAGCAUGCUGAAGCUCGGGGAACUCUACCGGCAAUCACUGCCCCAGAAGAAGACAAAGCCAGAGGUCUCCCCACUCCUCCCCAAGCAUGGCGAGCCCUCCAGGACUCACCGCUUCACCUCCAAGCUUGAGGCCUCCAGAGGGGGCAAGCACAAGAGCCCCGAGACCCCGACGCCCCCGGCCUCCUGCUCUGGGACACCGGUCCCCCCCAUGCCCUGCCGGUCUCGGGAUGCCAGCUCCCCCAGGCCCCCGGGGUCCGCCGCCUCCCCCAGGACCAGCCGCAGCGUCCACAGCCAGACCGUGGAUUCGGCCUUGAUCCCCUGCGAUGCCUGCAGCAGCGUCCAACGGAGCCUGUGGGAGGUCAGCAGGGCCCUCGUGGGCCUGUGCGCCAGCCAGAACCUGCCCUCCUCCCUGGACAAGUUCCAGCACCUGCUACAGGGGACCAUGGGCCAGCAGCUCAUGUCGGUCACGGACCUGAGCUACUGGGCGGCCGAGCAGUGCAAGGACCUGGCCCGCAUCAGCAAGCACCUGGCAGCCCUCAUGCAGGCCGUGGGGCCCCUGCGGGCGCAGCUGGCCGAGGCCGAGCGGCUGCGGCGGGAGCUGGAGCAGCAGCUGCAGGAGCGGGCCGGUGAGCUGCAGGAGGAGCGGGCCGAGCAGCGGCGGCAGCGGGUCGGCCUGCAGCAGGAGCAAGAGCGGGCGCUGGCCCAGCUGGGGGCCGAGAAGCAGGCCCUGCUCACAGAAACGAGCCUCCUGAAGAAGAAUGUGGCUACCAUGACCGAGGAGCUGAAGCAGUACCAGGACAUCAUCCGGGACCUGGAGGCCAAGAAACAGGAGAUGCUGGAGGACAUGAGCCACAUGGUGAAAAGGAGCGAGGUCGCCCAGCUGGAGGCCCGCGUGCAGCUGCUGACCGGGCGCCUGGAGAACGCCAGCCAGCAGUUUGGCUGGGCCAGCACCGAGCUGGACAAGGAGAAGGCCAAGGUGGACAGCAUGAUCCGGCACCAGGAGUCCCUGCAGGCCAAGCAGAGGGCCCUGCUGCAGCAGCUGGACAGCCUGGACCAAGAGCGUGAGGAGCUGCGUGCCAGCCUGGAGGAGGCCGAGGUGCAGCAGGCGAGCCUCGAGGGCCAGCUGCAGGCCGCCCGCACCGACAGGGAGCACGCAGAGGUCCAGCUCAAGGCCCAUCAGGAGCUACUGCAGAGCCUCCAGCAGGAGAAGCAGGGCCUGGAACGGACGGCGGAGGAGCUGCAGGUGACCGUGAGCAAGCUGGACCAGGCCGUGCAGGAGCUGAAGGAGCGUGAGCGGCUGCUAGUGGCCUUCCCCGACCUCCACGUCCCCAGCGAGGCCCAGUUUGAGAGCUCCGGGAACGUGGCCGAGGACAUGAGGAGGCAGGUGCAGGCCAACGACGUCCGCAUCCGCAUCCUGGAGGAGGAGAACGGGCGGCUCCGGGCCACACUGGCCAAGCUCAAGGAGGCGGCCGAGCAGGGAGACCUGCGGCUCGUCCCAGAGGCCCAGCUCUGGUCUUCCCCUUCUCAAGGGCAGCAGCCGGCGGCCGUCAGCCAUUCCCGAAGGCCUUCUCCGAGCGCCUCCGCCGGCCGCCGGGACCGCCCCACCAGCAGCCGCCCCAGCAGCGAGGGCAGCCUCUGCCGCCCGCCCCGGGCCCCGACCGUUCGGCCCAAUGCCCCCCCGGCCCCGAGGUCGCCCCGCUCCCCCCUGAGCGUCACGGGCUCAUCCAAGACUUCGGGCAGCAACAUGGCCUACAUGGAGCUCCGGGGCAAGGGCAGCGGGAAGCGCCACCUGUCCGGUUCCGCAUACCUGCUGAGGUAGCCCCUGGCCCAGAGACUGAUCAAUAAAGCCUCCGGCCUCUGCCUUCCCACCA
This is a messenger RNA of Sarcophilus harrisii (Tasmanian devil), 2153 nucleotides long. Its product is annotated as coiled-coil domain-containing protein 157-like. Lineage: Eukaryota; Metazoa; Chordata; Mammalia; Dasyuromorphia; Dasyuridae. Bases 248 to 2101 code for a protein of 617 amino acids. The transcript has 10 exons. The record is from RefSeq and is a predicted model, not a curated record.